AAAUAUUUUAGAAUUAUUGUGAUAUAAGAGUAUUAGUUGAACCUUUAUUUGUGUGAAUUAUCAAGAAUUUUAUUAAAUAGUUAUCUUUUUAAAAAUCAACUUAAGAGGCGUAGCACUUGCUAGCUUCUAGGAUUUUGAUUUAAUUCAACAUACAAAUUCUAUUUUUACCCUAUAGCAAGUGGUUGUUUUAAAAAUAGCUUAUUGGAGAGUAAAUUUAAAUGCGGUGUAUAUAUUUAUAACCUGUUUCUCCCGUCACGUGUGAAGUAAAAUUAAUCAUCUACGUCAAAUUGAACUGAAUUACUGCCCGUAAAAAGUUAUUUCCAAUUAAAGUAAAAUAUUUAGAAUAAAUGUAAUCAAUCUCUUGCCGGUAUUUUUAUCCUUUUCUGAUUUCUAUGAAACGUCAUCCAUUCUUAUUCAAAAUUAAACGUAGAAGUGUGUCAGAUUGAUGAUUCAGGGGGGGAGGGUAAAAAUCGAUGCAAUACAAAGCCUUAUAUGGUAAUGUUGCUCGCUAUUGGUUCAACUUAGCGCUGAUACUGCGCUCAAACAGUUUUUAACAGGGAGGGGCAAAUAAUCAUAUAUAUGGUUGAAAUCUCUGAAGAUUCAGACAUUCCAGUCUUGUGAUAUUUUAGUGCAGUACAGCUAUUACGUCUGCUGUGCUUUUCUUAAACUAAUUUAUAAUUUUAUACUAGAAACCAAAUACUAACUAAUCAUCAUGUGUGAAGAAGAAGUUGCUGCUUUAGUUGUAGACAAUGGAUCCGGUAUGUGCAAAGCCGGUUUUGCUGGAGAUGAUGCACCCCGAGCUGUAUUUCCUUCAAUUGUUGGACGUCCCAGACAUCAGGGAGUCAUGGUAGGCAUGGGGCAAAAAGAUUCUUAUGUUGGAGAUGAAGCCCAAAGUAAAAGAGGUAUCCUGACAUUAAAAUACCCUAUUGAGCAUGGAAUAGUCACGAACUGGGAUGAUAUGGAAAAAAUCUGGCAUCACACUUUCUACAAUGAACUUAGAGUUGCUCCUGAAGAACAUCCUGUUCUUUUGACAGAAGCUCCACUCAACCCUAAAGCUAACAGAGAAAAGAUGACCCAAAUCAUGUUUGAAACAUUCAACACCCCAGCAAUGUAUGUUGCUAUCCAAGCUGUGCUUUCACUGUACGCUUCUGGGCGUACUACUGGUAUAGUAUUGGAUUCUGGAGAUGGUGUAUCCCACACAGUCCCAAUCUAUGAAGGUUACGCCCUUCCUCACGCUAUCCUCCGUUUGGAUUUGGCUGGUAGAGACUUGACUGAUUACCUAAUGAAAAUCUUGACUGAACGUGGAUAUUCAUUCACCACAACUGCCGAAAGAGAAAUUGUUCGUGACAUCAAAGAAAAACUUUGCUAUGUAGCUUUAGACUUUGAACAAGAAAUGGCUACUGCUGCUAGCUCCAGCUCGUUAGAAAAGAGUUAUGAACUUCCUGAUGGUCAAGUAAUUACCAUUGGUAAUGAAAGAUUCCGUUGCCCAGAAGCUCUUUUCCAACCAUCAUUUUUGGGUAUGGAAGCCUGUGGUAUUCACGAAACAACUUACAACUCUAUCAUGAAGUGUGAUGUAGAUAUCCGUAAGGACUUGUAUGCUAAUACUGUACUCUCUGGAGGUACUACAAUGUAUCCUGGUAUUGCCGAUAGAAUGCAAAAAGAAAUCACUGCCUUGGCCCCAAGCACAAUGAAGAUCAAGAUCAUCGCACCCCCAGAAAGAAAAUAUUCCGUAUGGAUUGGUGGUUCCAUCUUGGCAUCAUUAUCCACCUUCCAACAGAUGUGGAUUUCCAAACAAGAAUAUGAUGAAUCUGGACCAUCCAUUGUCCACAGGAAGUGCUUCUAAUUUGUUUUUGCCUGCAUUUAUAUUCUAUAUUUCUGUUUACAAUGCCCAUUUUUUGGGGCGCGAACUGCCGUGUUUAUAAUAUGGGAUAUCGAGUGACCAUUAAUAUGCACUCUAGGCCAAAGUAUUACUAUCUUAAUUUUUGUAAUUUAUUACAUGUGCAGAAUAAGACUAUUAUAUUAUUAGGCUAAUACUAUGGGAUAAUAAAAAAUUGUAAAACUUCA
Messenger RNA from Diorhabda sublineata, 2064 nucleotides. Its product is annotated as actin-5C. The transcript has 2 exons. The record is from RefSeq and is a predicted model, not a curated record. Gene Ontology annotation, biological process: mitotic cytokinesis. Lineage: Eukaryota; Metazoa; Arthropoda; Insecta; Coleoptera; Chrysomelidae. Bases 713 to 1843 code for a protein of 376 amino acids.